Molecule: messenger RNA, 958 nt
Organism: Notothenia coriiceps (black rockcod)
Lineage: Eukaryota; Metazoa; Chordata; Actinopteri; Perciformes; Nototheniidae
Product: coiled-coil domain-containing protein 22-like
Exons: 3
Biological process (GO): positive regulation of ubiquitin-dependent protein catabolic process
Molecular function (GO): cullin family protein binding
Source: RefSeq, a predicted model, not a curated record
GCUGUCCGACUUCAGGCGAGCUUUUCUGAGACCUCCCCCGGCUGCGAUCGGCUAUUCUCGUCUACUUUCGAGGCGAGGCGCAGCUCGUCUCAAACAUGCUUAAAGUGUUGAGAAACCUCUAGUGUCACAGGGCCCAGCGACUGACACGGAAAAGUAGUACCGCCGUUUGGCCACAACGAAUAUUUUCCUCAGAGUCCGACCGGCGCACUUCCUGGGGGCUUGCUCUGAACAAGACACACAAAUGUCAGUUUAAUAGUUGGGAACUAUAAUAUAUUUAUUAUAACAAAAGCUAGUUUAUAACUAGGCGCUUCAGACACUCGGGAAAUGACAAUGGCGUUUAUCAGGGAGGUGUGUAGUGUCAGCUUCGCUAAUUAAAAACUAGCUAGUUCCCAAGUUAGCUAACAGAAGAUGGAAGCUAGUUCUAUAGCCUCUAAUCCGUACGAACCAUACACUAAUGUUAGCUAACUUGAUGUUAUUAAAUAACUUACUCGCAUCAGGUAAUCUUCUACAGUGGUGUCUAUCGGCUCGUAUCUCUACGGAAAUACUACAGCGAUGGAAGAAGUUGACAAGAUUUUGAUUCACGCCCUCAAACAAGUUGGCACGGAGGUGAGUCAGGAGACAGGCAGCGUCAGACAGUUCAGCAGUGAGCUCAUAGUGGAGGCGGUGGUCAGAUGUGUCCGGGUGAUCGACCCCGGUCUUGGGGGCGCGCUGCCCACCUCCUUGCCCCCCGGCAUGUCUGCCCGCUUCAGAGUGGGCAUGAGCCUGGCACAGGCCUGUCAGGACGUUGGUUACAAAGGAGAGAUCGGCUACCAGACGUUUCUGUACAGUAAUGAGCCGGAGAUCCGCUCCCUGCUCAUGUUCCUGGUGGAGAAGCUGCCCAGAGAGAGUGCAGAGGCCUCAGACCAGCCCCAAGGUACACCCCCCUCUACUCACACAGAAAAGAAGAAAUGUUCAACAU